This is a messenger RNA of Papaver somniferum (opium poppy), 720 nucleotides long. Its product is annotated as cyclin-B2-2-like. Gene Ontology annotation, cellular component: centrosome; cyclin-dependent protein kinase holoenzyme complex; nucleus. NCBI's taxonomy places the organism in Eukaryota, Viridiplantae, Streptophyta, Magnoliopsida, Ranunculales, Papaveraceae. The record is from RefSeq and is a predicted model, not a curated record. The transcript is spliced from 7 exons. Gene Ontology annotation, molecular function: cyclin-dependent protein serine/threonine kinase regulator activity. Gene Ontology annotation, biological process: regulation of cyclin-dependent protein serine/threonine kinase activity; mitotic cell cycle phase transition. The coding region runs from base 1 to 720 and encodes 239 amino acids.
AUGAAAACGGAUCGAAGGCUAGAUGAAAGGAAUUUCGCAGAUCCAUCAACCUUAAUACAAUUUGAUGUGAAUUCUAGCUGUGUAUCUCCCAACUAUAUGGUUAAGCAAUCCGACAUCAAUGAGAAGAUGAGGGUCAUCCUAGUUGAUUGGUUAAUCGAGGUGCAUUAUAAAUUUGAGCUCAUGGAUGAGACAUUAUUCCUUAUGGUUAACAUUAUAGACAUAUUCUUAUCCCACCAAACUGUGGAACGAAAGAAACUUCAGUUGGUCGGAAUUACAGCCAUGCUUUUAGCAUGCAAGUAUGAGGAAGUUUCAGUACCGGUUGUAGAUGAUCUUAUUCUAAUUUAUGACAAGGGUUAUACAAGGAAUCAAGUUCUUGCUAUGAAAUCGAUAGUAAAUACAUUGCAAUUCAAUAUUUCAGUUCCAACUUCAUAUGUAUUUAUGAAAAGAUUCCUUAAAACGGCUCAGUAUGAUAAGAAGCUUGAGCUUCUCUCCUUUUUCUUGAUCGAGUUAUCCUUGGUUGAUCAUGACAUGCUUAGGUUACCACCAUCUCUGUUAGCUGCUGCAGCCAUCCACACUGCUCAGUUUACUCUUAACAGGACUAGACAUUGGAGUAAGACCACACAGUGGCAUUCAUAUUACUCAGAAGAUCAAUUACAGAUGGUUGCAGGUGGUUCUGGACUCGGAACAGUGAUGGAGUGGAACACAAAGACUCCCUUGUAG